Molecule: messenger RNA, 1477 nt
Organism: Ceraceosorus bombacis
Lineage: Eukaryota; Fungi; Basidiomycota; Exobasidiomycetes; Ceraceosorales; Ceraceosoraceae
Source: the annotation of a GenBank genome assembly
GGCCGAGUGAAGGUCGGUGAGGAGAUCAUCCGAUUGAGGUGGCUCUUGGAUGAGCGCAUUUUAAGGGCGAUCGAGGAAUGCAUCACGCUAUAGUCUGAGUGCCUGCAAAAGCUGGUCUGCAGUGUAGCAGCUCUCCCCUGCUAGUGUGUUGCGGCUGCAUCUGCAGUGGUUAGCACCUCAAACUUAUUGUGAGGCGCUUGAAGCUGCGAUGUAGCAAUCGAUUUGAAUGACUAGAAUUUCCAUACGCAAGGUAGUGAGAGGCAGACAUUGUCCUGGAGGUUUGACGCAGAGCAUGUAUACACCAUUUCCCCCAACUCAAGAUCGGAAAUCACGACUCUACCCCGUACAGAUUACUGCCGCACUGAUCGCGCACCACGUGCUGGCAAUCGUAACGCAAAUUUCCGAGAGGCGCAGUCAGAGUCCAUCGCGUUAGCUGAAACCGACCGAGGACCCGAUAGACCGCCCAAACACGAUGCAUCGUCGAUGGCAGUCACCCGGAGCAAAGGCGCGGUGUAGCGACACCCCUCUAAGCUGAUAUACAUCUCGGCGCAAACCGCCUCUGGCCUCUGUCCGCUGACUUGGUCGAUCUCCUCGCUUUCUUUUUUGUUUUAGCUGGACCGAGCAUGCGAGCUUGCUCGAAAGCGGCGGCAAGGCAACGCCCGAUGACGGGCUCGCGCUGCAGGCGCUUUGCACGCAUUCUUUGAUGGUCGCUCUCGGUGUUGGCUUCCCAAAUUGAUUGCAGUGUCACUCUCGUGCCUGAAUGGACAUGCGCAUGCCCAGGUCUACUCUUCACCAACCAAGCGCUAUGCUCUGAGCAGCUUUGAGCACAUGCUCAGCUCAACGUGGGACAAUACCGAUGCGGAGGACCUGCGCCUCACGCGGAGCUUUGAUUGAACGCGGGCAUCAGCGAACCUUGCGCAGGCUUGCCCUCCGAAAUUUUUGCUGUUCUGUCUUUCGAUACAGACCGUAACAAGUGGCACAUUGUACGAAGUGCAGCACUUUGGCACACCUGGACACUACGAAAUUGGCGCACAAUGAUAGGGCCUCCUGGAGGAUCGAUCGACCCCUAGUUUGGCCGUUGAGGGCGCUUCGAAUCCCUAACGGAAAUCGUGCAACGGAUUGGCUGGCUGCGUCAAAGUCUCGGUGAGUGGCUUGUAAGGCUACGAUGAGUUGGUUCGGCGCUAGAGGUGGUGGAUUGUGGUCGCACGGGGCCUGACGUCGAGCGUCACUGCACAAACGGUGUGCUGACUUCCCUGCUCGCCUUGAUGAGACCGUGGACCUGGCGCCGGGGCUUCCGAGACCAAAACAUCAUCCAAAUGUGCCGACCGAUCGAUGGUGAGUCCUCAAUUCCCGCUGCGACCCCGAGUGGCCGUGGUAUGUUGUUCAAAAUUGCUGCAAGUGGUUCGAACCUGAGCACACAUCGUGGUGGGCCGAACGAGGGCAAGUGAGCCGCUGGAAGGCCAAAGAUACCCACCUC